Molecule: messenger RNA, 426 nt
Organism: Laccaria bicolor S238N-H82
Lineage: Eukaryota; Fungi; Basidiomycota; Agaricomycetes; Agaricales; Hydnangiaceae
Exons: 2
Coding region: 1-228 (75 amino acids)
Source: RefSeq, a predicted model, not a curated record
AUGUGUAUCAGGGUCAUCAGUUCAACUCAAACUCUAAUCCCAAAAUGGAAGCCGCCUUAUUUUAGAAAUGCACCAUUCUCAGUGAUUUUGUCGAAGGCCUGUGGCUCAGCAAUAGUGUUUAAAGGUUCAGUUCAGUCCGGUUUUUUGCCCCGAAAACGCGCAACCGUGGACCGCAACCGGUCCAGGACCAACCCAGAUAUUGAGGGAACCGAACCGAACCACCUAUGACCGGUCUUUUGCGGUCCAUGAUACCGGUUCAGACCGAUCCAGACCGGUUUUUUUGCGUAUAAUUUAUUAUACCAAUAUAAACCAUUUGUAUCUCAACCAUUAUUACUCUGAAAAAUAAACAGGUUAUAUAAAAUAGUAAAGCAUAUAAAUACCCGUCAUUCUACCAAUUUUCAAGAGAUUUAAUGAAGAUUUGACAUA